AUGGCUCAAGCAACAGUCGAGCUCGACACCCUCGACUCUAGCCGCCAUUCACAGGAUGCGAACAACACAGAGUCUCACCAUCAGAAUACUCACGAUGAAAGCACCCUUCCGCCAGUCGACAGCGGAAAGGCAGCCUGGCUGUUUCUAGCCGCUUGUUGGGCUGUCGAGGCUUUUGUAUUUGGAUUUGGGUUCUCCUUUGGUGUGUUCCAGAAUUUUUAUACCACCCAUGAACCGUUUGCCGGUUCAGGCGAUAUUGCGGUCAUCGGUACCACCACUCUGGGAACCCUCUACAUGGGAACACCUUUUGUUCUUAUGCUUUGCCGCCUAUUGCCCCGCUGGGCCCGCUGGUUUACGCUUCUGGGUCUCUUCACCUCCACUUUAUCCAUGGCAAUGAGCUCCUUUUGCACUACGGUUCCCCAGCUCAUCGGAACUCAGGGUCUCAUGUUCGGAAUUGGUGGCUGCUUCGCUUACUGUCCUUGCGUCGUCUAUAUCGACGAAUGGUUCGCCAAACGCAAAGGCAUGGCUUACGGCGUCAUGUGGAGCGCUGCAGGUACUGGAGGUGUUGUACUCCCCUUGGUUCUUCAAGUACUUCUCAACAACCUCGGGUUCGAGACAGCUACGAGAAUCUGGGCCGGUAUCUUCUUUGCUGCCACACUGCCCUUGUCCUUCUUCAUCAAGCCUAGGCUACCAAAUUCCGCAACCACACAUAUAUCGCCAUUCAAUGUGCGCCACCUCAUGUCAAAGUUAUUCGCCCUUCAUCAACUAUUUAACUUCGUACAAGCUACUGGCUAUUUCCUACCUGGCAUCUAUCUCCCCACCUAUGCACGCAGAAUAUUUGGCGCGUCUGACUUUUUAUCAACGUUGACCAUCAUGCUGGUCAAUAUCUCUGCCACGAUCGGCUGCGUCAUCAUGGGUUGGAUGACGGAUAAACUCAGAGUUACGACGUGCAUUGCCAUCUCGGCUCUGGGCACCACUAUGUCUGUUUUUGUUAUCUGGGGACUCGCUACGUCUUUACCCGUUCUUUAUGUAUUCUGCGUCUUCUACGGCCUAUUCGCAGGGAGCUGGACUUCUGUCUAUCCAGGAAUCAUGAAAGAUGUUGCCAAGAAAGGCGAGAAUGCAGGUCACAGCUCGGCUGACCCAGUGGUAGUUAUGGGCUACCUGUUACUCGCCAGAGGUAUCGGAAAUAUAGUGUCAGGACCUUUGAGCGAAGCGCUCGUAGAGGGCGAGCCUUGGCGAGGACAUGCUUCAGCAGGCUAUGGAAGUGGAUAUGGCGCGCUGCUUGUUUACUCUGGCGUGACUGCACUCUUCAGUGGGACUAAUUUUGUACUCGACCACUUCGGCUGGCUAUAA
Bipolaris zeicola 26-R-13 is the source of this 1350-nucleotide messenger RNA. RefSeq lists its product as uncharacterized. Gene Ontology annotation, biological process: transmembrane transport. Gene Ontology annotation, cellular component: fungal-type vacuole membrane. Lineage: Eukaryota; Fungi; Ascomycota; Dothideomycetes; Pleosporales; Pleosporaceae. The transcript is spliced from 3 exons. The coding region runs from base 1 to 1350 and encodes 449 amino acids. Gene Ontology annotation, molecular function: transmembrane transporter activity. The record is from RefSeq and is a predicted model, not a curated record.